Messenger RNA from Pteropus alecto (black flying fox), 5285 nucleotides. RefSeq names its product signal peptide peptidase like 2A (gene SPPL2A). The transcript has 15 exons. Gene Ontology annotation, molecular function: aspartic endopeptidase activity, intramembrane cleaving. The coding region runs from base 110 to 1603 and encodes 497 amino acids. Gene Ontology annotation, biological process: membrane protein proteolysis. Gene Ontology annotation, cellular component: lumenal side of endoplasmic reticulum membrane; lysosomal membrane; Golgi-associated vesicle membrane. The record is from RefSeq and is a predicted model, not a curated record. Lineage: Eukaryota; Metazoa; Chordata; Mammalia; Chiroptera; Pteropodidae.
CAAAUUAUCACCAGUGUGAAAAUUAUUGUUCGCAUCCUAGGCAGCUGCUGAGGAAGCAAUCCUGCAUGCGUCUGGAAAUGGCAAACCUUUACUGUCUAAGGACUAUUGCAUGCUAUAUAACCCUCAUUGGACAGCUCUUCCAAGUACCCUAGAAAAUGCAACUUCCAUUAGUUUGAUGAAUCUGACUUCCACACCACUAUGCAACACUUCUGAUAUUCCCCCUGAUGGAAUAAAGAACAAAGCAGUUGUGGUACAGUGGGGAACCUGCCAUUUUCUUGAAAAAGCCCGAAUUGCACAAAUAGGAGGUGCUGAAGCGUUGUUGGUUGCCAAUAACAGUGUCCUAUUUCCUCCCUCAGGGAACAAAUCUGCAUUUCAUGAUGUGAAAAUACUGAUUGCAUUUAUAAACCGCAAAGACUUUAAAGAUAUGAAACAGACUCUUGGAGAUAACAUUACUGUGAAAAUGUAUUCUCCAUCAUGGCCUAACUUUGACUAUACUGUGGUGGUUAUUUUUGUAAUUGCUGUAUCCACAGUGGCACUAGGAGGAUACUGGAGUGGACUAAUUGAAUUGGAAAACAUGAAGGCAGUGACAAGCACUGAAGAUAGAGAAAUGAGAAGAAAGAAGGAAGAAUAUUUAACUUUUAGUCCUCUAACAGUUGUAAUAUUUGUGGUCAUCUGCUGUGUUAUGAUGGUCUUACUUUAUUUCUUCUACAAAUGGUUAGUUUAUGUUAUGAUAGCAAUUUUCUGCAUAGCAUCAGCAAUGAGUCUGUACAACUGCCUUGCUGCACUAAUUCGUAAGAUACCAUAUGGACAAUGCACGAUUGUGUGUUGCAGCAAAAGCAUUGAAGUGAGACUUAUUUUUCUCUCUGGACUGUGCAUAGCAGUAGCUGUUGUUUGGGCCGUGUUUCGAAAUGAAGAUAGGUGGGCUUGGAUUUUACAGGAUAUCUUGGGAAUUGCUUUCUGUCUGAAUUUAAUUAAAACACUGAAGUUACCCAAUUUCAAGUCAUGUGUGAUACUUCUAGGCCUCCUCCUCCUCUAUGAUGUAUUUUUUGUUUUCAUAACACCAUUCAUCACAAAGAACGGCGAGAGUAUCAUGGUUGAACUUGCAGCUGGACCUUUUGGAAAUAAUGAAAAGAAUGAUGGAAACUUGGUGGAAGCCACUGCUCAACCCUCAGCUCCCCAUGAGAAAUUACCAGUAGUCAUCAGGGUACCAAAGCUGGCCCAUUUCUCAGUAAUGAGUGUGUGCCUCAUGCCAGUUUCAAUAUUAGGUUUUGGAGACAUUAUUGUACCAGGUCUGUUGAUUGCAUACUGUAGAAGAUUUGAUGAACAGACUGGUUCUUCUUCUAUAUACUAUGUCUCCUCCACAAUUGCCUAUGCUGUUGGCAUGAUACUUACAUUUGUUGUUCUGGUGCUGAUGAAAAAGGGGCAACCUGCUCUUCUCUAUUUAGUACCUUGCACACUUAUUACUGCCUCAGUUGUUGCUUGGAAACGUAAGGAAAUGAAAAGGUUUUGGAAAGGUAGCGGAUAUCAGAUGAUGGACCAGCCGGACUAUGCAACAAAUGAAGAAAACUCUGUGACUCCUGGUGAACAGAUUGUCCAACAAUAAUAUUAUGUGGACCUGCCAUAAUGCGUCAAUUGAUUAUCUACAAAUAGAGUUCAACUUUUAAAUUGACUUUUGAAUUGACAAUCUGAAAGAAUCUCCAAUGAUAGCUUGCAAAUAUGUAUUUCUAAGCACUGGUACUGACAAUUACAUCAUAAAUAAUUAAAAUACAUUUACUUUUAACUAUGUUAAAGUUGUGCCUUCACAUUAAAUAAAAGGAUAUGGCCUGUGUAAUUUUCAGAAUGUAUUAUAUACAGUAUAUUUUUCUAAAAAAAAGGUCUUAACUCACCCCUGCACUUUUCUUACUGAAAUCUGUUCUUUUUCAACUCUAGUGACAGAUAUAAGUAUUUCUGUCAAAGUGAGUUUCCGAACAGAUUUUCUUGUAAAGGUUUAUGCAGAUUUUAUGAUCUAUAGAAAUAACUAUUUAAGACCAUGCAAAAAGGCAGUUCAACAAUGAAAUUUUGGUCUUUUAUCACUGCAAAAGUUAGAAAAAUAUAACUUGGGAAUAUACAUAAAUGCAUAUUUUUAUAGUAUAAGUUAACAAAGAUUCCAGUCCUUUUUUUAAACUUGAGAACCUAAAUUGUUUCAAAUUGCAUAUGUAUUAUAUUAGAUUAUUUUUCCAGAUUAGAGAAACAUAAUAUAUAGAACUAGUCAUUAAAAGGACACAAAAACUGAAGUCCACAGUUUUCAGUGGUCUGCUGUUUCCUUGAAGAUGUAGCUUAUAUUUCUACAUUAACAUUCAAUUUCACUACAGCAUUUCUGAUCUCUGAAGUUUGGUUCUGUUGAUGUUAAGGCUUGAUAUUUUGUAUAAAUUAUUUUUUUAUCAAAUUGUAUAUUGAUACAUAUAGCUCGUUGUUUGAGUGUAACAUCUCUAACAAUCCUUCCCCCACUUUUUUUCCUGAUUCCCACUCCUUUCCCCAAAGGAAACCUCUUAACCUUUUAAUAUUUUGGUGGAGGAUGGUUUACUAAUAUACAAAGUGUGCUUCAGAGGAAAGAAUUGGAGACAAAAGACAGAAGACUGGGUGUUAGUUUCAAUUUAAUUAUAUUACAAGAGUUUGUGUAAACUGUCUUAGCUCAAGACACUUGUGUUUCAGUUUUCUCAUCUAUAGAAUGAGUAGUUUAGACCAAUUAAUCACUCUGGUACCUCCCAGCUUGAAAAAAUCUUUUUCAUUCUUUGCUAAAUCUCAGAUGUGGCCUUGAACGUUCUACUGGGAGUCAAACAUCAAAUUAUCUUUCCGUUUUCUUAUUUUCUCUUGAGAAAUUUCCAAAUGACAAGUGAUUGCAAAGGCAGCAGAAUUUUGCAUUUCUCUGUAAAUAAUAUACAAGAUAUGUGAAUAAAUCUAUGAUCUUUCAUUCUAAGUCCCGUUUGAUUGAUUAAAGGAUAAAGCUAAUGUCUUUUAAAAUGAUUCAGAGCUUUGAUUCAGAGCUUAAAUUUAGCAUUUGAGAGAAUUAGAUGUUUUUGUUGGUUAACUUGCUGAGUAAAUUGUAGAUAGAGAGGCUCUCUUGACAGCCCUCUAUCCACUUAAUACACUUAUGGGUUCUUUGAUAAAUGAUAAGUAAGUAUCUGACAAGUAAGGGUUAAUCUUAAUUUUGCCUCCAUAAUAUCAUUUGAAUUUUUUCCAAAGAAUCUGAUUUAGUUGGCAGACUCUGAUAGAGAGAAGAGAUUAAGUGCCAUUUUAAAGCUCCAACUAUAUUUUGCUUUAUAAUAUCAAUAAAAUGUUUGCCAAAAUACAGCUUUUUUAGUAAAAUUAUCUGCAUUCUCAUCCCAGCUUUUUGAUUUUCAAAAGCCUCAACCACAUUUUAUGAAGAAUGUUAAAGAAAAUUUUACAUGUAGAAUUCUGAAAUUUUGGCUCAUUGAUACAAAUUCUACUCUAUCCAACCAUUAUUUAACAAGGAAGUUAAACCUUGUUCUAGUUUGCUAUUAAAAUCUUAUUGAUUAAUUAGAAAUAAGAAACAAAAAGUGAAAUUCUUUGUUUCUCCAUCCUCAGUGUCAAUUUUACAUUGUACUUAAACAAUUCUUCAAUCAACCCAGCUGAAAAUAUUAAGAAAAAUUAUAAAGUACAGAAAUAUUUUAUUUUGGGAAUCAAAAUGAACAAAGGGUAGGGGAGAUGAAAAUUUGGCUUUUAAAGGCUGUAUCAUGUCUUCUCUUGCCCUCCUACAACCCAUAACUUUAAGGGGAAGAGAAGUUGUUUUUUCCUAAACAUGUCAAUAAGGUUACUUAUUGAAAAAAAUUAUUCUUAGAAAUUCUCCCUGAACAUUUUUGUAGCUUAUCAAAUAACUAAGUAUCUCAAAUUGUAAUAUAGGUGAUUUUUACUUCAGUUUAGUUUAGCAAAGAUAAAUAUGAGGUUUGUUAGGAAAGACCUUGCUAUUCUAAUACAUUAUACUUUCUUCUGGCUUGUAUUCUUUAGAUUAGCAGUACCUUACUAGUAGAAUCUGCCAUUUCUCUUUUGAAAGAAGAAAACUUCAAUCCAUCUGUUGUUGGCAUUCAUAGAUUUUAAAGUCCAUAGAGAUUUUGGUGAAAUGGUGCAUUUACAGUAAAUACAAAUGAGCUUUCUAAUAUAUUUUUUUUUCUUUCAAUUUUUGCCUUAGGUAUAAGCAAACAUGGUUUUUACUUUUGACCAAAAAAUAUUUGAACUAAUUUAUUUAAGCUUGAUCUCUAAAUUAUCAGCCUGUUCUCAACCAAUGAGACAUCAAAAACACGAAUUACAUUUCAGACUGGUAGAAUGUACUAGUUUGAAAGGCUUUAUAUUUAUCCAUUAAUGAGGAAAAGAGUUCGAUUUAAAAUCAUGCCAAAUAACAAAUUCUACAGUUAAAAACUUUAUUUUCAGUGAUCUAUUUAUCGCAGAGAUAAUUCUAAACAAGUUGGGGAAGGUAACGUAAAUAAAAUAAAAAUACUGAAUAUUGCUUCCUGGAAGGAAGAUACUCUGUAAAUUAAAGAGAUCUGAACCAAAUUACUCAGUGUUUUGGAAUUUGAAAGAAAUUGUAUAGUAUGCAUGAUCUGGAUUACUGAAUUUUCAGUGUAAACAAAAUGAUUGACAGUAAUAUACAGGCCAUGUUCUAAUGAAGACCAUAUGUGUGAGCUUUCUCGUUUAAUGUUUCUAUACUUAAGGACAUCUUUUGUAUCUAAGAAAUUAAUCAUUGGGGGGAAAUUAUUUCUUAAACUAAAGUUUUACUAUAGUCCCAUAUUGCCAAUUACAAGAAAAAAUAUAUAGAAUAUUUAAUGUCAUGUGUUUCUUUGAUUAGGCAUGAAAAGUAUUGUAAACAACUAAUAUUCCUUUGGAAUAUUGAUUGUUUUAAAAAAAAAAAUAGCCGAAGUUUAUCUGGUUAGCCUGCAGAAUUUCAUAGUAAAACCAAUCAAUGUAAAUUUGGCAUUUUAUAUCUUCUGUUGUAUUUUGUUUAACGAGAACCUUUUUAAAAAUACAUAUGAUUGAAUUUUUACUUUUUAGAUGAUUGGUUUGAGUGUGGAAUUCUUUUUUUUAACACUUUGAUAUGUAAGUUAUAUAAAUUAAUACUUUAUAACACUAUUAGGCUUUUUUUAUGGAACAUGAUUUAAAAUUAAAAAAUUUUUUCAAGUGUUAAUUUAGCAGUGCUUUAAAACUCUUCAUUAUGUGCCAAUACUGACAAGAAAAACAAUUUUUAAUGUAUUGAAUUCAUUAUGAUAUUCAAUAAAUUCUAUUUUAAAAUGAAA